Rotaria socialis is the source of this 1044-nucleotide messenger RNA. NCBI's taxonomy places the organism in Eukaryota, Metazoa, Rotifera, Eurotatoria, Philodinida, Philodinidae. The record is from the annotation of a GenBank genome assembly.
AUGGGCAACAAAGUAUCUCCGAGUGAAGACUCUUCAACACGCAUGGAGUGGAUGUGGCGAUCGAAUUCAGAUCCGUUGUGCGAGUCGCAGGUAGCUGAAUGGAAACGCUUUUCUGACGUGGAAAAUCUCAUUAUAGAAGAAGCAUUCAAAGCCAAACAGUCUGAAGUCUUGCUUGAUGAUUUCUGCAUUGAUUUCAAACAGAGCGUUCAAAUAUCUACGAAUGAUAAGAGUAGCCAACGAUGUAUAAAAAGGCAAGUAAACAAGAGAGACAAUACAAACUUACGGGAAGAUCGUUUCAUGCCUGAUCCCAUUUCUCCAAAACGUUCAUUCGGGCUAGCAGACGUAACUUUGCCUUCACAAGACGAUCCAAUUAUUCCAAUAAUCGUUGAGAAAGCUGCUCUUGGCAUCAUUGAAGAAGGGAAUACACUAGGAUAUCAUUCUGUAGCCGAGUGGAUGGCUAAAGAACUGAUCAACCAGAAAGAUAAGGGAAUGAAAGAAGUGUGGAUAUGUUGCGCUCGUCUUUACUCAAUGGAAGAAUUUUUGUACAAGAAGUUGAAUGAGAUAAUGAGAUUAAUAGGAAACCAGAACCAUGAAGAAGUUUGGCGUAGUAAAGUUCCAACACUGGGACCAUUUUGUUUCCUUCUUUGGAAUGAUCCAAUCAACAAAAGUCCAAAUACGACAAGAAAAAUACUAUACCGAGCAGCCAACUUGAGCAACGCUCAACUCGAUAAUUAUUGUGAGUUGAGUCAAAAUCCCGAUCAAUAUCGCUCAUUCCAAGCGUUCACCUCUUGCAGCCGAAACCGUGCCUCAGCAGAGCGAUUCGGCUCCACUUUAUUCAUUAUGGAAGUGGAGUAUGCUUUCACUGCAGAUAUUCAAAGAUUUUCCAAGUAUCCAGAAGAAGAAGAAGAACUUUUGUUUCCUGCUGUUUGUUUCACAGUUAAACGUGUAGAGUAUGAUAAAACGAAGAACCAAAAUUUGAUCUACAUAAUAUUAAAGCAGCGCUUUGAUGGUGAGUAUGAGCUAACGUUAAGCAACGUUCCAUGA